Adelges cooleyi (spruce gall adelgid) is the source of this 1074-nucleotide messenger RNA. Its product is annotated as U11/U12 small nuclear ribonucleoprotein 35 kDa protein-like. Gene Ontology annotation, molecular function: snRNA binding; mRNA binding. The record is from RefSeq and is a predicted model, not a curated record. NCBI's taxonomy places the organism in Eukaryota, Metazoa, Arthropoda, Insecta, Hemiptera, Adelgidae. The transcript is spliced from 5 exons. Gene Ontology annotation, biological process: mRNA splicing, via spliceosome. Bases 259 to 858 code for a protein of 199 amino acids. Gene Ontology annotation, cellular component: U12-type spliceosomal complex; precatalytic spliceosome.
CUGUAACUUAAUUUAAAAAAAAAAAUUGAAUAAAUACACCUUACCAAAUACCAAUGUAAUUUUAUUCUCACACAGUUAAUGUUUGAUUUUUCUUGUAUGUUUAAAGACAAUGAUUGAUAUCGUAUUAAAAGCACAGACUAGAUUACAAUAUGUUAAAGUUGUCCAAAUUAGUCUUCAAUUAAAUAUUAACAACGUACAAAUUUGAUAUUAUAAUUUAUGAAUUAUUUAAUUACUUAAACCGACUUGAUUUCCCUGACCAUGGCAGUCAAUUUACCAGAAAAUCAACCAAAUAUUCCAGAAGUAAAAUGUUGGUACCCACACACAGUUGUUUACGAUCCAAUUAAAGCUGGGAGUAUAGACAGUACUGACAAAGAACCACACGAUUUAGGUGUAGUGAGAGCUGUGCACUCUAAAUUUAAAGCCAAUUUCAAAGUAAAGGGUGAUCCUUUAUGUACAAUAUUUGUCACCCGGUUAAGUUUGGAUACAACUGAAAAAGAUAUAGAGAAUGAAUUUUGUCGAUAUGGUCGAAUGGUAGCAUUACGUUUGGUAAAAGACAUUGUCACAGGAAUGAGUAAGCGUUAUGCUUUCAUUGAGUAUAAAACACCUGAAAUGGCUCUUAAUGCUUAUAAAAAAUGUAACUCAUUAGUACUAAAUAAUAGUGAAAUACUAGUAGACUUUGAAUGUGGUCGUUUAUUGCCCGGAUGGAAACCACGGCGGCUUGGUGGUGGUUUUGGAGGCAAAAAGCAAUCUGGUCAACUAAGGUUUGGAGGACGAUCAAGGCUGUUUAAACGUCCAAUAAAUCUAAUGAAAAACCAACUCGAUACUAAUAAAGACAAUGAAAGGAGAAAUUUUAAAUAAAUCGGUGUCAUUUACCAAAAGACUAAAGGGGAGUGAAUAAUGGUAUUUCAUGUCUCUAUCUAUUUUGUACGCAAUAUAAAUGUUUAGACGUACGUUUGUUCCUCCAUUCGUUCAAUAUACUGAUGUGAUAAAUAUUUUGAAAACAGACUUAAAUCUCUGAGAAUCUCUUCCUUGGAAAAAAUGUCUCGCCUUUUUUAUUUGCUUUUUGUAAUUAUU